AUGGAUAGCGUUUUGAAUAGAAAGAGAGCUUGUGACAGAUGUCAUAAACUCAAGAGACAAUGUGACGGUGGUGAAGUUUGUAAAAAUUGCAAGAGUUUGAGUCUACAAUGUGGAUAUAAUAGGCCGGUCAGGAAGAUGGGGAGAAAGAAGCUUAACAAACCUACAUCUCAAUUGAAAUAUUCCCAUAAUGGAUGUGGCAAUUGCAAACAAAGGAGGAAAAAAUGUUCCGAGGAUUGGCCUACAUGUUUUGACUGCCAACGACUUGGUUUGCUAUGUGAUGGACCUAGGAAUGACAAGAGAGAACGGGAGUUCGUCAAUGAGACAGGUAACGAUGAUUCCAAUAUCGAAAUACAACCCACAGGUAAUGAUUCGACACAACAGACACAGAACUUGCAACACCAGCAGCAACAACAUCAGCAACAGCAACAACAUAUGCAACAACACAUUCAACAUUUGAAUGGAUCUGAGAUCAAUAUGUUCUAUGAUUCAAUGAAGAGUCCUCUAAACCUUCUUGAGAUAACCAAUGACUUGUUCUAUGGUCAAGACGAACUUUCAAAUAAAGAGAGACUCCUUUUGAAUUCAUUAAUAAAGUCCCCGACCUUUGAAUUAGAUCUCCUGAAAGUGGCUACCCCCAAUAUCGUAUUGGACGAAGGGAUAUCACCAAACUCCAUUGCUUCUGACCCUGAACUUUACGAAGAGGAGAAGAACAGCUUGUUAUCUAUGUGUUCAAUGACAUCAUUGACAAUCAGAGCUAAGGAAUUGGAGUUAUUGAGGUAUUUCAUUACCAAUGUUUCUCCAUUGUUAUUUGUAGACAAAGCCAGUACGAGGUUUCUUCGAACGGUUAUACCUCUAGCUAUCGAGGACCAACUCGUAAGGAUGCCCAUAAUAGCAAUAUCAGCUUCACACAGAGCUAACAAUUCCAUUGCCGUGAAUCUUGAAUAUCAAAGAGAUGCUACUGUUUAUAGAGCCAAAUCCCAAGCUCUCUUUAUUGGCCAUCAUGUCGAUUACAUGGCAGACAACGAGAACAUCCUAUUGUCCAUCUUAUUAAUAUCCAUUCAAGAGAUUUUCGAAGGAACAUCUUUGUAUUGGAAUGUGGCUAUGGAUAGGGCGGCCAGUUUAAUUGAAAAGAGAGGUGGGAUAAAGAAGGUAUCUAAAUUCGCUCCACUAUCUACUCAAUUGUUUUGUUACUUAGAUUUGAUAUCUAGCUUGAGUACUUGUUCUUCUCCUUACGUUGAUAAAUCCCAAACUUCUGACUAUGACGAGCAGGAUAUAGAAACCAUUUUGAACAGUAAGUUUGGAUUCAGGUUUGGUAUUGCUGGUGAGAUAUUCAAAAUUAUCGGAAACAUCUCCACCUUAGCUAGUUUGAGAACGAAUAGGUAUGACAGUAAGGAGAAUGAACAAAGAUUUAAUAAUUUGGCUAACUUGAUUGAAAUGAGACUACAAAAAUGGUCUCCUAAAUUAGAUUUAGUAGCCAACACCUUUCAGAUUGAUAAUUCUAUGGAUGAAGGAAAGUUGAUCCUUUCCUCAUAUACCGUAGCUUUACAAUGGUCAGCAUUCUUGAGGCUACAUCAGAUCAGGUACGGGUAUAAUAGAAAAGAUUCCAGGAUUGAAGCGUGUUUGGCUAUUAUUUUGAAAUCCAUGAAAGUAAUCAGAUUCAAUACUGACGUUGAAACUGGAUUGAUGUUCCCCUUGAUAAUGGCGGGGUCAGUUGCAUAUAAAACAGAAGAUCGUGAAUAUAUCCUAUCCAGGAUACAUAGUAUCAAGAACAGAUUGAAAUUCAGUUACUUAGGUGAGUUUGAAAAGAUGAUCACCAGUGUUUGGGAUAGAGAUAAUGAAGAAAACCAUCACGUGAACUGGGCCAAAAUAAGAUAUUAUCAAUAUCUGGGAUUAGUAAUGUUCUGA
This is a messenger RNA of Yamadazyma jaroonii, 1902 nucleotides long. Lineage: Eukaryota; Fungi; Ascomycota; Pichiomycetes; Serinales; Debaryomycetaceae. The record is from the annotation of a GenBank genome assembly.